Molecule: messenger RNA, 17429 nt
Organism: Spodoptera exigua (beet armyworm)
Lineage: Eukaryota; Metazoa; Arthropoda; Insecta; Lepidoptera; Noctuidae
Source: the annotation of a GenBank genome assembly
ACCGGUCCGAAUUAACGUCGCGAUUGGUUCAAAAUCCAUAACUGGCCUCCGAGAGCCAGGUGUCGUUCACACCGCGGCCUCGCGCCUCGUCUCGUUAAUCACUCGUGUACGCUAUUGUUAAAGCGCGGCGAACAGCCAUCUUUGUCAAAUUACGGCGAUUCAAUUUUAAUAAUUUGUUUAGUGAUAAAAUAAAUAAUCAAAUGGAACAAAACGCAGUGUUACUGACGCAUAGUGUUGUUGAAUCGGGAGUAUCGUUACAUUCUCUUUUGUUUCACUAGUAGCUUGACGCUUAGUUGAAUUGAAUGGAAGCGAUACGACUACGGCGUUAACAACCAGUCGACCAUUAAAAAUGAUGGAUGAUGUCGUCUUUUGCAAAAAACAGUGUUAAGUGAUGGUUUUAGUGAAUAAUGUGAAGGGUGAUGUUAGUGUUUAUGUUUGAGUGUACAUGCGAUGAGAACUGCGUCGUAAUUUGUUAUACACAUUGCAUAAAUGAGUGAAAUGGCGUUGCGGAGCGCGCGGGCCCGAGCAUGCGCGCCAGUUUCCUCGCAAUCGCUAGGAACGCACUGAGUGUUCUUCGUUUACGUGCAAAUCAAAAUGGGAAGGUCGAGAUUCCCAGGGAAACCACUCAAAUUCCAAAACAGAAAACGUAUUAGUGUUUUAUCGGGAGCUGUUUACCAUGAGACUGCUCCAGAGAAUCACCCGCCAGCGCGCGGCUCUACAGCUAAUGAUUUUGCUGGGGAACAAGAGGAGGAAGAAAAGAAAGAAAACAAUAAUGAGAAGGAGGCAGAUGAAACUAGCCAAAAUAAAGUGACUGAUAUAACAAAGAAUAAAACAGAACUCCAAGACAAAAACAACAGCGACUUGUCGAAAUCCCCAGUGAGGACCAGGUCUCAGAACAAAAUGGAGCCAGUGAAAGGAGAAAAACCUAAACCAGUGAAGAAAACAGUCACUUUUGGCACAGUGGAAAGUUGUGAAGAUAUAUUUUUCCCUUUAAAGAAAAUACCUUUGAAACAUCAUGCUCCCCUUGUGCCCAUUAUUAAGAAAAAGUCAUCUUUGAAACAAACAGAAUACUCUACAUUUAAUAGUAUUCUUAAACCAGCAAAGCUAACAGAUUUAAGCUCAAAAUCCAGUUCAGAACAUCAGGAGGGUUAUUUAAGGAAGAAUCUGAAUCCAUUAUCAAAGCCUAUGAACAAAUUUUCUCAAUUUAGUGAAAGUCGAUGCAUGUCACCUCCGCCCAGAAAUGUAUCACCGGUUGAGAAAGACAGUGGAAGCUCUACAAAGUUUGUUCUACCUGUUAGAAGUGCUCAUUCUUCUAGAGUCAUCAAGCCAAAUAAGAAAUUUAUCGAUGGUGAGGAACAAACAACCACUAGCAGCACAAUAACAUCUAGUAAAGUACUCAAAAAACCUAAAUUAAAGAGAUUAGUCUUUAACAAUAUGCACAAUGAUGAUGACACACCUGAUGAAGAAGACACUGACAAAAGUAAUAUGAAUGAAAAAGCUAAAGAUACUCAAUUACAACCAUUAAAGUCAUCUAAUCUUUUCAAAGACAAAACAUCAAAUUCAUUUUCAAGUCUCAGUGUGGGCAACAGAAAAGUACAUGAUCUGUUUUCAUAUGAGAAAGAACCUUCCCAGGAUGAAAACUCCAAUUUAGAGACUAUAGAAAAGUUAAAGUCUCCUGAACCACCCAAGGAAGAUAGAACAGGGCAUGCAAUGAGAAAGCUCAUGGACAUUUCUGAUGCAAGUAGUUCAAGUAGUACUAGUAGUGGAUCUGAGUCUGAGGACAGUUGGGACAGUGCCAGUCCUGCUGGAAGUGGAGAUGAAGAAGAAAAGCCACCACCUGCCAGUCCUGAGAAAGAUAAAUCAUCUGCAUCUCAAUUACUCAGAGGAAAAAUUAUUCUUAGAGAAGCAAGAUUACAACUGAAUCCUCCAACACAGUCUACUUCAGCAUUAGAUGGUCCUUUCUCUACUGUAACAUCAUCAUCAUCUCCAGUUCCCCCAACAACAGUCACUUGUGGAGUUUGUGGUGCUGUAAGGUUUUAUAGAUUUGUUAAGCAGGCAAGGAAAUUCGGAAUAUAUUCAUGUGAAUCAUGCCGCAAGUUUAUAUCCAAAAUGUUAAAGAAAGAAAAGUUAUCACAAAAGUCAGGUCAAGUUGUUAUGCAGUGUUUGAAAGGCGAAGGUAAUUGUCAUGUACCACCAAUUGUACGUUCACAACAAUGGAAGCUACUAAGGUGCACAAACAAAGCUCGAUGUCCAGCAUGCUGGCUCAAGAUGUGCCUAAAGGCAUUCCAGGUACCACCUAGCAUAAGAGCUGGCCUCACGGCAAUGUUGCCUCCUUUCAUGAGGUCAGCUGUUAAAACGCCUGGUUGCUUGACACAGGCAAACCCCCUGAGAAUAACAAGCAAUACAACCCCAAAUACACCAGUGUUUGCUAUCACUAAUACAGACAACGAAAAUAGUAAGAUUUUCGGCACUAUUAAGUCAAGUAAGAAGAUUGAGGAAAUUGAAAAAGUAGAGGAAAAACCUAGUAAAGAUCGUCCAGUCACUGGUGAAUCAACUGAAGAAAUUAACGCUAAUAGAAAACGCCAGUUGACAAGGGUCAAAGUCAGGAAAAAAGAUAAAACCGACACCAAACAAGCGGAGGACCCUAAAAGACAAAAGGUGGAACUUAAAGGACCAAGAGUCAAACAUGUUUGUCGAAGUGCAUCUAUUGUCUUGGGACAGCCUAUUGCUACAUUCCCUACACAAGAUGAGAAAGAAAAGCAGGAAAAAAGUCUUUCCACUGAAGAUGAGGGUGUUCUAUGCAUUAUGGAGAAAGAUAGAGAGACUCCUGACUUGUCUAGCUGUGAAUCUGAGAUAGAUUCUGAGAAUAAAGCCCCUCAGAUUACUCCAGAUGCAAUUGUUUCAAAAGAAAGUGAUAUAGAAGUACAGGUAGAGCCUAAAAAGAGGAAGAUUGAACAGCCAAUCCCUGUCAAAUCACAAAGCAAGGCUGAAUCUAGUGAAGACGAAACUGUUAUGGACCUUGUACCUAAGAAGACAUUUAUGAAGCCUCUCACUAACAUUACUAAUGUUCGAAGUAGAUCCCAGAAAUGUGGACAGAAUAGACCAGAGCUCAUUUGUGUUGACUUUUGGGAGAGCUAUGAUCCUGAUGAAGUCUGCAGCUCAGGUUUUGGUCUUAUUGGCACAGGCUCAUUCACUGUUGCUAGACUAUGCUUUCUGUGUGGGAGUGCAGGCAAGGAGAAGAUCUGUAGUGCGUGCCUAAAAUGUAAGAGCUGUGAUAGCAGCCGCGUGAGCAAGUUCGUAGGAAGCUUGCCCUUCUGCGGGCCUUGCUUCAAGCUGCGGCAAAAGGGCAACUACUGCCCGCUGUGCCAGGCUUGUUACCGCGAUAAUGACUUCGACAGCAAGAUGAUGGAGUGUGGCUGGUGCGGUAGAUGGGUCCAUGCCAGUUGUGAAGGUCUGACAGGCGAAGGCUAUCAGUUACUGUCAGCCUUGCCACCCUCAAUUGAAUACAUUUGCUGUAAGUGCAUGCCAGUUGAUCCUCCAUGGAGGAAAAUGCUCACUGAACACCUAAAAGGAAGACUCCUACAUCUACUGAAGCUACUUGCCAAGAAUAAGAAGGCAUGUGCGUUACUAAAAUUGACACCCCAUAAGAAUACGCCAGUACCGAACAAGCCCUACCGGCUCAUGUCUCCACAAGCUAUUAGAAAACUUCAAUUUGAUGUCGUCGAUGUUUCCAUGAAGACUUCCGAGACUAAAGUAUAUAGAAAUACUGCGAGAGGACGGCGGAAUAACAAUUUACCGCAGAACAAAUUCGAUGACUCACACACACCGCAUGCGUGGCAGUGCCCAUCAUUGUUACAAGAUGUUGACAUGGAGAAGGAAGAAAUUCCACACACAUCCCACAAAGUCGUAAAUCUGCAAGAGCCACUGAUGCAGAAUAAAGAGAUUUGUUUCUCUACUGGGUUAUAUGGUACUAAAACUGAAUUUGAGGCUUCAUGUGUUGAGGUCCAUGAAAAUUAUCCUCCACAACCAAAGUCGGAAAAGGCCACUACAAUGCUGCCAACAACUAUACAUGACGACAAGUACGAGGCGAUAUCAGAUGAUGAUGAGCCUAUGAAAGGAUUCCCGCAAGCUCGUAGCGAGCAGGAUCUAAGUCCAGUUGUGUUACGACAAUCUGAUGUCACUGGUGAUGAUGGCGAUAGAAUUAUUUCACCGUCACUCUUAGACAUCAAGAAAAGAGUAAAUAGCGAUGGAUAUAUAUCACUCAAAGACUUCAACCAUGAUAUGAAAGAGGUUAUCCAAAGAACAACAAGUAAUGACCUUACUUCAAUAUACAAAGACUUAUUCUCAGAGACAUUCCCUUGGUUUGACUGUGAAAACAAUUGCCUGCAACCUAACCUGGAAGUGGAAGGCGAACAUGAAGAUUCUGAAUCCAUGAAAGAUCUUGCCAUUGCCGACAGUAAAAUUAAGGCUGCUGUACAAUCUAUUGAACGCCCAAUGGAUCAAAUUGUGCCCAAACUGGAAACUGACAGUGAGAAAUUAGAAGAAGAUCUACUAGAGUUCUAUCCAAUUGUGGACUCGAGAGUUUGUGUGCUUUGCAAAGUUGUGGGUGAUGGUUCACCAUCGAUGGAGGGACGGUUACUUUAUUGUGGACAAAAUGACUGGAUUCAUUCCAAUUGUGCAUUAUGGUCAGCUGAGGUCUUUGAAGAAAUUGAUGGAUCUCUGCAAAAUGUCCACUCUGCCAUAUCCAGAGGGAAAAUGAUUAAGUGUGCGGCAUGUGAAGUGAAAGGUGCUAGUGUUGGCUGCUGUGCUAAGAACUGUAGUGAGACAUAUCAUUAUACAUGUGCGAGGAAGGCGACUUGCGCAUUCAUGGACGACAAGAGGGUGUUCUGUCCAUCUCAUGGCAAGGAUGUGCCUAAGAAAAGUUUACAGAAAGAUGCCGACUUUGAACUCACUAGGCCAGUCUAUGUAGAACUCGACAAGAAAAAGAAACGAUACAGUGAAAUCACCAAAGUGCAAUUUAUACUGGGCUCCCUUACAGUUCAUAGUCUCGGAAAAAUAGUUCCAUCUGUGUCCGACUAUGAAGACUUCCUAAUGCCUGUAGACUUUUCGUGUACGCGACUUUUCUGGUCUUGUAAGAAGCCUACUAAAAUAGUAAGAUAUACUAUCAAAACUAAACUAAUACUUGCUGAGCCACUGCCAGGAUUUGACUUUGGUGUGAACAUCACAGUAGACCACACAUUAGAUAUUCAUGUUGUGGAGAGGGUAAUGGCAGAGAUUGGUGCUUGGCAUGAGAGUAUUGAAACAGGUACAGGCAAGUCUGUAUUGAUGCUGAAAAACGACAAGUCACCAAUCAAGUUUGGUAAUACAGUGACAUUAGAAGAUUUAGCUGUGAAACAAGUUGUCGAGUACUUGCUUGAUAAUGUAUGCAAGCAAGAACAGCAGGAUGAAGAGGAGCCACAAAAUACAGCUGAUCUUCUUCCACCUGAAGUCAAAGAUGCUAUUUUUGAAGAUCUAAAUCAUGAUCUUCUUGAUGGUAUAUCCAUGCAAGACAUAUUCCAAGAUCUCAAAAAUGAAUUCUAUUGUGCUAUGGGACAAUCAGAUGAUAAAAGUAAUGACAAAUCCGAUUUCCGCUCAACAGAUUUCAUAGAUGAACUCCUGAACUCAAGGUUCGAAACUGGCAGUAAAGAGCUGAAAAGAAGCAAAUCGGAAAUGCUUUUACAGAGCCAUAAUCUUAAGACAUUGACAACUGGUCGCGGCCAACAAAGAUCUAGUAGUUGGAACAAUAAGUUCGACACAAGUCUACUGUCAUCCACAAUAAAGAGGUGCAAAAUGGGUAAAACAUCCACUGUGACUGGAAAGCUGAGUCCCAUUCAAAGAGUACCUUUAACAGAGAGUCCAAUGGAUUCAAUUAAAGAGGCUGAAAAUACGGAUAAGAAAGUGAAGGUAGAGACAUGCACUAGCGGCGCCAUUUGUGAGGAGGCAGCGCAUUCGUCCGGAAUCACGUAUCGUACCACCUCGCCCAAACAAAAGGAUGAUUCUAACAAUAGCAAAUCAGACAAGAAUGAGGGCUAUUACACCGACGUCAUAGACUUUUAUACAAAAAUACAGUGUAGUCCCAUCUCUCAGUUAGAUGGUGCCGCAGACUGGUCUGGUUCAGAGAGCACAUGCAGUUCCCGACCGGGCAGUCCUCGAGACAACGAUAAUGAUUUCACGCCAAUACAACAACUCGAUGGCGCUGAAGACAAUCAUCAUGGAAAUGAAAACAUGCAGAGGGGACAGACAAACCAGUUCAUGUACCGAGCUAGCGGAACUGAGAGUUAUACUGUGACGUUUGCUGGCAACUCCAUAAGUGGUCAGCCAGAGCUUGUGAUGAGGCCAUUAGAUGAUGGUUCAGGUAACUCUAAUCAUAUGGAACAACCAGUAAGAUGUGACAGAUGCCAAUGUACUUACAGAAACAAGGAGUCUUACGACAGACAUGUCCCAUCGUGUGAUAUGAUGUCUACGAGCGAAAGUGAAAGUGAAAAUCCUAAAUCUCCCGAGAAUAGAACAUUGACGACCUUACAGAAUGCAUUUCAAGGCGCUUUCGCUCAGCCAAUGAUAAUACACGCAGGAGUUGUCAGUGGUACAGAAAAUACUGUUAAAGCUGAAGGUAUUGCAGCAAGAAGAACUUCUAUCAACACCAGGCAAAUCACUAUAAAUGGGACUAUUGUAGAAACCCCAUCUCCAGGUCCUUCAAAUGAAAUGACCAUGACAAUAACCGAACAGAUGAAGUCGGGAACCGUCAUUUUCGAUCAAAGUAAAACAACCAAUGUCCAAGUAUCUACUAAUCAACAAAUGAUGUCUUCACCACAAAUUGUCGUGACACCACAAAUGCUACUGCCGCCUAAGACGAGUUCUGCAGGUGGUCAGAAGAUAAUGACGCCGCAAAUCAUAACGCAACCUAAUAUUCUGCCUUACAACAUCUGCGUGAAACCAGGAACCGGAAACGCUAAUAUACAGCAAAUACAAGGCAAUGACAUGACACAAUUACUGUCAGGACCAGGAGGUAUUCAGGUCAUAUCAUCAAACUCCAACCAGGUUUUAACUAUACCUCAGAAUCAACAAGGCGGUAUGAUUCAGGGACAAAUGAUUCAAGGCAAAAACCAUGUAGCCAACUUUCCCAAUAUGGCUAGUGCAUCGUCAAUCGCUUUGCCAGUAAACUCCAUACAGGGAAUGCCCAAUACAUCUAUUAUACAAAACAUUCAACCUAUGAUUAGACCUCAAAUACAAGGUAAUCCUACUAUAGUGGUUCCUGCAAUGACAGCACAGAGGUUAUCAUCGCCUAAUUCUCAAACCAAACAACAAUUGAUAUUACCAGGAAACACUCAAAAAUCUCCUAAAAAGCAACCAACCCAGGUCCAACCAAAACCAAUAUUUCAACAAACAAAUCGAGGUCGAGGGCGUCCCAUUCCUAAGCCCACCACCAUUAAGAGACAAACCAAAAUGGAAAAGACAUAUACCACUAUCAACCAGUCACCAAUAGGUCCUGGCAACACAGUGAUACAACUGCAAACCAAUAACCAGACGGGCCAGCCAUCCAUCAUAGUGCAGCCAGUCUCUAAUCAGAAUAUAAUGUCUGCAUAUGUAGAGGCAUUAUCGCAACAACAGAAUCAAAACAUGCAGUACAUCGCAACCAUUGCCCCACAAGGAGAUUUUAAAGCUGGACCUACGCAGUUUAUAUCCCAGAGUGGUCUAGUACCGCAAACAUUCCAAAUACAGCAGACAGAAUCUGGAGGAUUGGUCGCUGUUCCAAGUGGCGGAAUACCUGUAUUGUUACCGCAAGGAAAUGUUGGAAUAUUGCCCCAAGCUCUUCAACAAGGAGCCACAAUUUUACCUCAAGGCGCAAUCCAAACACAAGGCAUUAUAUCCCAGGGUCCGAAUGGGCCUACGAUUCUCCCCCAAGCGAUACAUACACAAAAUGGAACUACCAUCAUUCCACAAGGAACAAUACAAGGAUUGACAAAUGGCAAUAUUACGUCGCAGGCCACUUUGUUACCCAAUAAUACAUUACAAACAGCGGGCGCAACGGUUGUGCCACAAAGUGGUAUUAGUAAUGGUCAAACAACGAUCAUACCGAAUACACUACAAACACAGGGGAAUACGCUAAUCUCUUCAGGCCCAGGGGGUACGACAAUCUUACCACAAGGCACUUUAUUACCACAAUUUUGCAACGACCAAGUGCUUCUAGGCUCCACGCCUACAUUAGAAAUGGUAACAGACCCAUCCGGCUGCAUGUACUUAACGACGACGCAGCCAGUAUACUACGGACUAGAAACUAUUGUCCAAAACACAGUGAUGUCUUCACAGCAAUUUGUAUCAACAGCUAUGCAAGGAGUGCUUGCACAAAACAGUAGUUUCUCAGCUACAACUACUCAAGUGUUCCAAGCAAGCAAAAUAGAACCGAUUGUAGAAGUGCCCACUGGAUAUGUUGUGGUAAAUAAUGUGGGAGAUAGUGUCGCAGUAUCGUCGACACCUAACGUGGUAACUGCGCAAACAGUACAAUCAUCGCCACAAUCCAUGAAGAAUGUUAAAGCCAACGUUCCUAACCUGACGUUGCAGCCACUACCCGAUAAAUCGAGCAAUAGCAACCGACAGACUCCCAAAGUAAUACAAAUGAGCCCGGCACCACUAACAGUUGGGUCUCAAUCAGGUCCAACAAUUAUAUCUGGCCGUCAGAGCAUAAACCCUAUUACUUCACAAAUUCACGGUAUGACUAUCUCAAGCUCGCCACAGAAUAUACAACGAGGCAAUAUACCUAAGCCCAGUGUUGUGUCGAUGUCUCCGAAUGUAACGCUCGUGUCAUCGACCGGACAGCCUGUGAUGGCGAUCUCUCAAUCGGUACCAACCACAUCGUUCCCUAUGCAGUCAAUACCAUUAACGCAGCCUAUUGUGUCAAGUUCUAUUGCACCACCAGCUAAAACUAAUUACAAGAUUGAGAACUCUCAUGUCAUUGAAAUUAGUGGAGGCAACUUGCAUGACAAUUCAAAUAAUGCGAAUAUGCCUACCAUCAGUGUAACACAAAGUAUAAAAUCACCUACGCCGUGGAGGCAAAUUAAUCAGCCUAUCAAUACCAGUAUGGAUAACAAAAUAGAACAUCAGAACAUGAAUGUGAAGCCAAGUACUGUUAACACUAGUUCAAUGAAUAUCCAGAGUAAUGUAAUGGCUGGAAGACCGCAUUUGAACAAUGAUCACGACAAGGGUAACCAGAACUGUUUAAUACAAAUGCCCAACAAUUCAAUGUCAACUAUGAAUAUGCAUUCUCACCAGUUCGAGCAGAGUCUCAAUGUGAGCCACCAUUCAACAUCGCAUACUACAUCAAACAAUGUUAUUCAGAUUACUGCUGGAAACAUUUAUCCACCGUCUUCGGUAAUGAACAGCAAUUUUGAUGCAGAUACUUCAUUAAAGUUGAGCAAAAUCAAUGCUCUUUCAAAAACCGAAGGUGGGCAUUUGAACUUCUCACAAGAGAUAAUGGCAUCACAUUCACAGCAACAUGCUAACAAUGAUAAAACUUUCCAAAACAUGGGACCUGUAGAAAACAAGCACAACAGCGACAAUUUGUCGAGUCAGAUGAACACUCAUAAACUGAGUAACUGCCAGAUGACCAGCAAUAUCAACAACUCGCCUGCCAUCAGCAUCAUUCCCCAUAAUGUCAUGCGACCGCAGCUACAGAACAAUCAAAAUACUAUUUCUGUACCUAAUAAUCAAAACCAAAUGUGCUCAUUAUCUACUAACAGUUCUCAUGGCCAAGUGCAAAUACUGAAUUCGGGCAAUAACUCCAUACAAAAUAUUAACAUGUCGUGCCAGGAAACUACAAAUAGUAGAAUGAACAUCUCAGUGUCAAGUGACAAUAGUAUGCAAUCGAACCAGCAACAUGACAUGUCCAGUUCUAUGAAUACAUCAAACAUGUCUCAUAGCAACAAUAUGCCGAUGAUGUCGCAUGAUAAUAAUCAAAUCCCAGCGCCCAACCAGAUCCACAUAAUGAAUGGACAAAUCCAACACAACCGUCAAGUUGAGAACAACCAAUUACAACAGAUUAAUCAACAAACUCCAACUAGAAAUUUCCACGAAAAUAUGAUGAAUCAACAACAAAAUCAUAAUCAGACAAAUAUGCUCUCCAACCGAAGCACUCCUGACAAUACUAAUAUUAUGAAUCAGUCGAUGAAUAUGCAUAAUUUGGGAACCAACAAUCACAAUAUAAAUCGGUCCGAUUUGGGCGAUCUCAACCAUAUGCACAUGCAACAAACAAUGACAAAUUUGAACAUGCAAAAUAACCGAAUGAUGAUUGACAACAUGCAAUCUCACAGUAUGGGCAACAUGAGCCAUACUAUGCAUUCUAAUAGAUCUAUGGAUAAUAUGCACAAUUCCCAAAUGCAUAACAUGCAGCAGAUGAAUCAUCACACGUCGAACAACUCUCGAGGACAAAUGGACAAUAACAUGCACGUUAACCAGCAAAUGUCGAUGCAACAGACCAGGCAAAUGGACAAUGUUGGUCUUCAUCAUCAACAUCAGAUGUCCAAUGUGAUGCAGAUCCAAAAUAACCGAACGCAUGUCGACAGCAACAUGAUGAACAUGCAUCAACAUGUACCCAAUCAAAUGCAUAACCGACAGCAGAUGGAUAAUAAUAACAUACAUAUGCAUCAUAUGUCCGGAAAUGCCCCAAAUAUUAAUUUAGCAAACCAGAUGGACAACUCUGGCUCUAUGCCAAAUAUUCACGGUAACAGAUAUGAUAGUAACUCAAUGAACAUGCAAAAUAUGAAUGCUAUGAAUCAAAUACAGAACAACAGGAGUUCCAUGGAGCAUUCUUCAAUGAUGCAACAUCAAAUGAACUCUAUGAACAAUAUGAGCAUGCACUCCAACCUUAACAGUACAAUGCAAAUUGUCAAUACUAACCAUCAAUCUAUAAACAGCUCAAUGAUGCAUAUGCCAAACAUUCCCGACAUAAAGAAUGAUAUUCAGAGCUCAUGUAGUGGUAGCUGUUCCAACAAUAAUCCACAGUUCCCCAACAAUCAGAACACAAUGGAGAUAUGCCCCAAUAUGAAUAUGAAUACCAAUCAGAAUAACAUGAAUAUGGGCACAGGAAAUAUGCUCCAUAGCAUGAAUGUAAAUAACGCGAACAUGUCGAACAAUAUGAUGAUGAACAAUGUGAACAACAGCAACAUGUAUGGGCAAGGCAGUCAGAACAACAUGACUGGUCACGACAUGCUAAUGAGUUGCUCCAACUCUACUGAUCACAACGUGAACAAUCUUAUGUCAGGAACACCCAACCACAUGAUGUUGAAUAAUACCCAAACUCACACAGCUAAUAACCAGAAUCAAAUGAUCAGCAACCAAGUCUCUAAUACUACGCAAAUGAACAUCAACAGUUGCAGUAUGAGCACCAACAACACAUCACAAAGUCAAAGUAUUACUAACAUGGAUAACCAAAUGAACCGAAGUACUAUCCCGGUGCCGGACCCGCCUAAGUUUUCACAAGACAAUCUACGAGGUAAAAAUUUAAUGGGUCCUCCUCCAACUAACAACUUAUCCAUGCCAAAUAUACCAAAUAACAAAGACUGUUCUAAAGUAAAUAUGGUUAAUAAUGAAAAGCAAAACCAUACGAUAUCUGUAAGCAACCAACUUGGAUAUUUGCAAAUGAACCCUCAAAACAAUAACCGAGUUAUCAAUUUACCUGAGAGGAACAGAAUGAACAAUGCAAAUCUGGAGAGCAACAUUACUCAGCAUGUGCCACAACAACAUAACAUUCGUGUGGUCACCAAUAACACGAACAGCAACGUCGCUGAUCCUCUAGCUUUCCAACCAAGUAACGACAGCAGCAGUACCAUGAUCAACGUACCAUUCCAGGCUAUUCCAAAUAGUGCUCCUAUGAACAUUAACGUAAACUCGAGCAACAACACCGUUAAUAUCACGGUCCAGAACAAUCUGGUAGACCCCAAAAUCGCUUCUAAAGCUGCAGCUGAUAUAAACUUUCCUCUGCAGACAAAUACCAACUUACUGCAAAAUCAAAAUAAUGCUAAUAAUCUGAUGUGUAUGCCCGUGGCGAACAAUACGAUUAAUUUGCCGACACAAAACAGUUCUAGCAUAUCACUACCAAAAGCACCUCCUACUCAGCAAUCUGGCAUUCCUACUAACGUUGUCAAUCCAAUGUCUAUGAGACCUAUGAACAGAGUACUACCUCUGCAUAGAGAUGGACAAAGCAAGUCCUCUACGAAGACCACCAAAACUGUUGCAGUGCCCAAACAGAGGCCUGUGAGCCACGAUAUGCCAGAUUUGAAUAUAAAAGAUGACACUAUUGACAGCGAUCUAGAAAAGGCGAUUGAAGAAUCAAAGCGUAUGAUGGAACUGGAAAAAGCCAAGAAAGAAAAAGAAGAGAGGGAAGCUGCUCAAGCUAUGCAGCUGUCAGCCGAAAUACACCAGGCUAAUACAAGCACUGCCACAUCGAGCAUGGACACUGGUAGAAUCAUUGAGUCCACUGAAACCAACUCUAAAAUGUCUUUACCGAGUUUGGAUGCAGAGAUGAUUGAUGUCGAACCGCCUAAAGUACUUACAGAAAAGGAUACUAACAGGACUCCGGUCGCACCAAAAAUACCUAGUGCUUCCAGUAAAGUUAUGAAGAGGCCUUUAGGAGACAAGAAAACCGAUGUAGAACCAGUUGCAACUAAGAAGCAGAAUAAAACAUCGAAAGAAAACAAACCCACAGCACCUAAGCCUGCCCCUGAGCCAGCAAAGGAUGAUGGGCCUAAAUUAAUUUAUGAAGUCACAUCUGAAGACGGUUUCAACUAUACUUCUUCUUCGCUGACUGACUUGUGGGCCAAAGUUGUAGAGGCUGUACAAAAUGCUCGAAAGCAGUCGGGAUUGUCACCGAUUCAAUACAAUCUGCCUGCAAGUCUAUCAGGGGCACACAUCCUGGGACUGAACAAUAAUGCUUUGAGAUAUCUUGUCGAACAGCUACCUGGGGCAAGCCGCUGCACCAAAUAUAAAAUGCGUCAAGGACGUCAGUUAAGCAGCUGGGAUAACGACCUGGACUUGAGCGAGGGCUUCAAAGAAAGUCCGUGGGGAAGCGCUCGUACUGGACCAAUCGCAAGGAAACAAAAUCACGACAUGUUUAGUUGGAUGGCGUCGCCUUUCAGAGAAGAGCCACCACCGUUUGGAGGUCAGGAAGGAGAGAGCUCGAUUUCUAGGCGCCUUGCAACUUUACCACCGGCUAUGAGAUUCAGACAAUUGAAAGAGACAUCUAAAGCGUCUGUAGGCGUUUACAGAUCACAUAUUCAUGGACGCGGAUUAUUCUGCAAACGAGAUAUUGAAGAAGGUGAUAUGGUAAUAGAGUACGCGGGCGAGGUGAUUCGCGCCGUGUUGGCAGACCAGAGGGAGAAGCGUUAUGAAGCUAUGAGCGGGCGGCGCGGAGUCGGUGGCUGUUACAUGUUCCGCAUCGACGACAAUUUGGUGGUGGACGCGACGCUCAAGGGCAACGCAGCGAGGUUCAUCAACCACUCCUGUGAUCCUAAUUGUUACUCGCGCGUUGUGGACAUCCAUGGACACAAACACAUCCUCAUCUUCGCCCUGCGACGUAUUACAAUCGGAGAGGAGCUUACCUACGACUACAAGUUCCCCUUCGAAGAGGUCAAGAUACCGUGCACUUGCGGUGCCAAAAAGUGCCGCAAGUACCUUAACUAAAUAUGAACAAACGUUAAGAGUGAGUGAUUCGAUUGUGUCAAUUAUGCUUGUGUUGAUCUAUGAUCAAAGAGGUUUAAAAUGCUGUAAAACCGAACAAAAAUACUGUAAAACAGUGAUUGUAGCAAUUAAUUUGUGACAGUCACGGUAGUGUUUUUGGUCAGUAAAUUUUCCAGCCUCACAGGUUUUACUUAACAAGUAGCAUAAUCCUAGAAGUACAUAAAUGAAUUAGACGUAAAACUUUAGUAAUAACGUGAGUGACAUAUUUGACGGUUCGCCGCAAAAUAUAAAUCGAUGGAUCUCGUGAGAGUUCUAAGUAAGCCUAUUUAGAAUGUAGCUUGCGGAAAUGAAUGCUUGAUGAUGAAAUGCUGGGUCGAGCACAAUUAUAACGUGUACAUAACGUAUGUAAGACAAUAAGUCAAAUUCACAUAUCGCGUUACUCCCACCUCGUAUCUUGACACUUAGACUUUACUGGAGACUACUUUAUCGGACAUGAAAACAAUUUAUAUGAAUCUUAAUAUGAUCUCUUUCUUGAAUCUACCCAGUGUUAAGAGUUGUUGGAUUUUAUAAUAAUUUUGAAUUAGAUUAAUUUGGAAAAUCGUAAUUUGAGAUAGGUUUUUACAUUUUGUAAAUAUAUUUUAGUUAUGUUGACUUUUUUAAGAUGGAUAGUUGACUCGCGAACGGCUUAAGUGUGUGCACUUAACUUUGAUGUGAUAUGACUAGCCCCGGAUCUGUCGGGUAAGAGAUGGUUAGUGUGUAGUUAGUGUAUAUUUGUUCCUCAUUAUGUUCUUAUAUUUUCUCUUUACUUGUGAUCAGUUAAGUCUCGACUAACAUAGCGCGUAUGUGUACAUAUAUCGAGGGAUCUUUAGGCAUAAAUAAUAAUAAAGUUAGUACAUUCGAGAGGGUAGCGAAGUUACAAGUACAAUGUUACUUUUUAGUAAUUUUAUCAUGUAUUGUAUAGUAAAAUUGUAAAUAAGAGAAAUUAUCUGUCAUAAUAAUGAGUUAAACGACAAAUCGUUUUAUUGUAGUCAUAGUGGUAGGUUGUACUUUAUAGAGUAUAUUUUACGGUGUAUAUAAUAAGUUAUUUAGUGGCGCGGAGCGGGGACCGCAGCCUCGCACUGCGCGUCCGUCAACAUGUACACUUGGAUGACUCCCAGUUACAAAGCACGGUUUAUCAUAAAAAUGCACAUUUGUUAGCUUUAAUACUACUUCAGCAAAGCUUAAUUGGUUUUAAUUUAGAAUAUAUAUUUUUUAAUGUUCUAAUCGAUUGCCUGUUUGUUGUUUUAAUUGGCAAAUAUAAUUUUUAUAGCAUUUUUUUCCUAAGCAUUUAUAGACUGAAUUUUAAUGCAUCACACAACAGUCAUCACAUGAAUCAGUCAAAUUGCUAGUAAAUCUGCUUCACAAUUUAUUGUUUUAGUAAUAGACAGAUUUAGAUGCAGGAACAAAGAAAAUUAAAUAUUUUUGGGUAUCAUGCCAUACAACUUCUGUUAACUACACAUUUGUUACUGCAUCUAAUAAUAGCAGUAUUAAAAUAACUUGUAUGUGUCCCCAAGUAUUUUAUAGAUAAAUUCAAAUAGGACAGAUUAAGUAGGCCCGAAUUAAGAGGUAACUAUUAGUCGUUUUUAAAUUUGUACGUUAGAACAAGAUGCACAUAAUAAUAAAUGUUCCAUAUUUCUAAUAUAAUGAUUGGGUCAUAUACUUUAAAUGUAACACUGUAAACAAGGAGAAUAACGGAAUGUGAAAGUCAAAGGGAUUUUAAUGUUGAAUUUGUCUGGUAUGCUGUCAAUAAGGUCUCUAUAAUUAACAACUUUUGGUAGAUAAAUAAAAUAGGCCACUUAUUGAUAAUAUAUCUCAUUAGCAUGACAUUAAAAGUUCUUUUAGAAGUUUAGCUACAUUCACUCCUUACUAUAUCCACUCUUGUUUUACGUGGUAUUAUAAAACUAAAUAUACAAUAGCUAAGGUAAAAUUUUGGUGUUGUAAUAAGCUGUGCAUAUAAUUGACGUUUAAAUAUAUACAUGUGCUACUUUGUUAUACAGGAGUCUUGUUUUAGCGGAUAUACAUUUCAUGUAAAUGUCAUGUCAGAGCCGUUGUUUUAUUUUGUUAUGGGCAGUUUGUCUACUUUGUAGAAUAUUAUUUAAAAUUGUUUUUGUGAACUGUGUUAUUUAUUAGAAUUAUUCACAUUUUAUGAGAUCCUGUACAGCCAUCAAGUAUAAGCUAGACGUCAGUCACAAUAUUCAUUUAGUAAGUGGAUCGGAUCUUGAUAUUUUAGUGUUAUUUAGUUGUUAUUAGGAAAUCUAAUUCCAAGACGGGAUUUAUCAUUUUGAUCAACAUAUCUUCUAGUUUAUAUUGCAUAAUAUUGAGCCACUUUCGUAGACAAACAGCCUAAACUACAGAUGUAAUUUAUAACUAAAAAGAGAUUGCAGAUAAACAUUUCUGUUGUAUGUAAACUGUGUUGACUGUGUUCUCAUCAGUGUUUUAAAUUGAUAUUAUCCAGCCAGUAUGGAUGUAUCUGUAGACUAGUCCUAUCGGUUUUAGAACUGAAAUGAUGCGAACGUAGCCAUAACGGUUACAAGCCAUUCUUUUUAUAAAAAAGGUUGUUAUAUUUUGUUUACAUUUGAUACGAGAAGUUAGUCGAAGUUAUAGCCUACAUCGAGUUAUGAUAAUAAAAGUACAGGUAAUUUUAAUCACUUUUGAUUAUUAAGAUUAACACAAUAUUUUUAAAGAUGUAGUUUUUAUUUUGACAUAAGAUUAACAUGCGUUUCUUUUUCCUCUUUCCUCAACAUUUUUUUUUGUAAAGUUGUUUUACAGAUAUAACCCAAAAUGGUUAUGUAGAUUUUAACAAUGGACUAUAUCAAUUGUAAAUGUUUUAUAAUGAAGUUGAAUUUUUUGGUAGACUCAUAAAUGCUUUAAAAUUGUGUAUAUGUGCAUUUUGUUAGUCGUGUACAGUGGCGGUGCGAGCCCUGGUUGGUUUUGGGAGACCUCAUGAGUUUAGUACAAUAUCAAGUGGUUUACAAAGAAGGGGCUCCCGGAGACGCAGUCUCAUCUUCCACUGGUAAUCGCUCCGCGACUUGAUGUAUAUGUUCCCGAUAUAGUGAUAUUUAUUGUUAAAUCAACGAAUUAAUGAAAUUCAUCAAUUUUACUCUAUGAAGACCUAAUUAGUAUAAAAGCAAAUUAUCAUUUUGACUAAAAUAAAUGUAUCACCUGAAAACACGUAAAGGAACUGAAGCGUCGACUGUUGUUGGCGAGCGUUCAUCCUAUUUUGCCAAAUAAUAUUUCCGUUCUCGAGUGAGUGUAAAAUAUAUAUUUAGAAUUGAAUGAGUCCAGAUGUAACUUCACUUUACCGGCAACAUAUACAUAAAAUUGAAUUAAUUAGAAAUCAAAAGACCAAAUCACCAAGUGAUGAAUCAUUUUGCGUUAAUUAUUAAGUGUAUUGCAUCUGCCCUUGAUAUUAUUUGUGUUAAAAGUAAUGCUUUUAUUUUUAAAUGUACACAAUGCCAUUUUGCCUAAUGUUAUUAUAAAUUAUAAUUAAAGAAAUUGCUUUAAAAGCACCAAUUUUACAAUGCAUAGUUCUAUGACCUGUCUAUACAUUUUAUUACUUUAUUUAUUUCUAUCAUUAUUUUGUAUUGUGGUAAAUUUUACCAAAAAUAAAAAUACUAAAAUGUGCUUUAUAUUUUGUUUUAUUUAUUGAUCUUAUUAGGAUUUACAAUCAUAUUGAUAUUUUU